Molecule: messenger RNA, 627 nt
Organism: Fraxinus pennsylvanica
Lineage: Eukaryota; Viridiplantae; Streptophyta; Magnoliopsida; Lamiales; Oleaceae
Source: the annotation of a GenBank genome assembly
AUGGGAAAUGCAAUUUUCCCAUGUUGCAAACCAGUGUCAAGUUCAUCAGUGAAGCUAAUAUUCCACGGCGGCGCCGCCAGAAUUCUUACAGAAAAACUCGCCGCCGGCGAAGUUAUGUUCGAGUUCCCGGAUCAUAUGGUAUGCCAUGCAGACUCAUUCUACAUAGGCCAACCAAUUCCUGCACUGGCCAUUGAUGAUGAGCUCAUAACUGGUCAAACCUACUUUGUUCUUCCCAUCGAUUACUUCCCAUCUAACGUUCUUUCAGCUUCUACUCUAGCCGCCUUAGGAAAUGGGCCAAAAAGGGCUGCGGUCAUGAGUUUCAAUGGGUGCCCUUUUGACCACUUGAAGGGAUCAAACGGUAGGGCUUCGAUCAAGGUUUUGCCAGAAUUUUUUAUCAAACUGUUUUCAGAAGGUAAUGAGAAUGGAUCAGGUGAAGAUUCCCAUAGUCCGGUCGGUGGUAGUUUUCUGUGCAGCACGCCGGAGUUGCGGAAGCAUUAUAAUCAAUUGGUGGGGUCUAAGGAUCAAGUUUGGUCCCCAAAACUCGAGACUAUUUCGGAGUAUACAAUUAGGUAUUCGCCUUGCAGAUUCAUAGGGUUGGAAUGGAAGCAAAAGGAGGCAGAAAAUUGA